Molecule: messenger RNA, 996 nt
Organism: Candidozyma duobushaemuli
Lineage: Eukaryota; Fungi; Ascomycota; Pichiomycetes; Serinales; Metschnikowiaceae
Gene: HAP5
Product: Hap5p
Exons: 1
Coding region: 1-996 (331 amino acids)
Biological process (GO): regulation of DNA-templated transcription
Cellular component (GO): CCAAT-binding factor complex; nucleus
Molecular function (GO): protein heterodimerization activity; DNA binding; DNA-binding transcription activator activity, RNA polymerase II-specific
Source: RefSeq, a predicted model, not a curated record
AUGGAGUAUAACAACGCCUACUUGGACGACCAAGAGCUCCCUCAUAUCAACCAGGAGCAGGGUCACAAUGGAGUCGACAAUCAGCAAUUUGAUGAACAGCCCAUGCUGGCGGUCCAGGAAAGAGCACCACCACUGGCGACGCUGCAUCCCAUAGUGGACGAAGAGGAACUCUUAGCAGCCCAGGCGGCUGCUGAUGCUGCUGUGGCUCAGCAACAGGCACAGCCUCAGCCCGGUGGAGUUUUUGGUAAUGUGGGCCAAGGUUUGACGGGUAAGAAUAGAGAUUUGUUGAUGCAAUAUUGGCAAGAAACGAUUGACUCCAUCGAAAACGACGACCAUGAUUUUAAAAAUCACCAGUUACCUUUGGCAAGAAUCAAGAAGGUGAUGAAAACAGAUGAAGAGGUGAGAAUGAUUAGUGCCGAGGCGCCAAUUUUGUUCGCCAAGGGUUGUGACGUCUUCAUCACUGAAUUGACCAUGCGUGCGUGGAUCCACGCCGAGGAGAAUAAGCGGAGAACGCUCCAGAAGUCUGACAUUGCAGCUGCAUUGACUAAAAGCGAUAUGUUCGAUUUCCUCAUUGAUGUUGUUCCUCGCGAAGAAGAGAAGCCGAAGAAGUCAUUCCCUGGUCAGUCCCGAACUGGUAGCUAUGUUACUACUUCUUCGCAGCCACCUAUGCACCACCUCCAGCAGCCACCAAUGGGUGUGAACCAGAUUCGUGGCACUGCAAACCCUCAAGGACCACCUCAGAACGCGGUUCCUAUGGGACAGAAUACUCACCUGCCCGGCAGUCAAGGACUGCCUCUACAAAACGUUCCACAUCUUCCUCAAACUAGACUGCCCCAGCUUCCGAACCGCUCAACGGACAAUAAGGAACUUCCGCAACAAGUUCCACCCUUAGACGACAUGGGUGCGCCUAGAGAUGAUGGAGUUAAACAAGAAGAGAACGAGGAGAGCUCGAGCUACAAUUUCGACAACUACCAGCCUUAUGAAAACAAUUACUAG